This is a messenger RNA of Helianthus annuus (common sunflower), 3986 nucleotides long. RefSeq names its product receptor-like protein kinase BRI1-like 3. Gene Ontology annotation, cellular component: plasma membrane. NCBI's taxonomy places the organism in Eukaryota, Viridiplantae, Streptophyta, Magnoliopsida, Asterales, Asteraceae. Gene Ontology annotation, molecular function: ATP binding; protein binding; protein kinase activity. The coding region runs from base 182 to 3739 and encodes 1185 amino acids. The record is from RefSeq and is a predicted model, not a curated record. Gene Ontology annotation, biological process: protein phosphorylation; hormone-mediated signaling pathway. The transcript has a single exon.
CCUUACCCCAAACCCUUUUCUCUUUUCCUUUUACUAAGGACCACCACACCACCUUUAUUCAAUUUAUUCAUGACUCCCUAUACCAUACUCCCUGUUCUUUUCACUCCUCUUGAUCUUCAAAAAGACAUCUUUCUUCUUUUUCAUUUUCAUGCCAUGAGACACUUUCAGAACUUAUAAUCAGAUGAAGAAAUCCUUCUGGUUUUGCUUUAUGCUUCUGCAGUCUUUUGCUUUCUUUCUUACAAGUCAAGAAGAUGAUGCCUUUAGAUUACUAUCUUUCAAAAAAACAUCAGUUGAUUCUGACCCCAAUGGCGUCUUGUCCGACUGGACCGCUUCUGAUUCGUCGUCGAGCCCGUGUUCGUGGCGAGGCGUGUCCUGUUCUAAAGACAACCAUGUCAUUGCCGUCAAUCUCACAAACACUUACCUCACUGGUACUCUUAACCUUUCUCAUCUUAUGUCAGUCUCUACUCUUUCUGAUGUCUCUUUCUCCGGCAACUACUUCUCCGGCAACCUCUCUUUCUCGUCUUUGGUUUGUCCAUUUCAAACUCUAGAUUUAUCCGCAAAUAGUUUCGCAGAAACUAUAGAUGUUAAGUCAUUGUUACUCACCUGUAACCGUCUGCAUACUGUUAGUUUGUCAAACAACAGACUGACAGAUUCCUCAUUGGUGUCCACUUCUCUUUCUAACUGCCAGAAUCUUAACAUGCUUAACUUCUCUGGCAACAAGCUCACCGGAAGUCUCCCCAGCUCUAUGUCUUACUGCAAGUACCUUACAGUUCUAGACUUAUCUGAUAACCGGCUUUCAGGUGAUAUACCUACCGGUUUUAUACCAUCCAGUUUACAGUUUCUUGAUCUUUCAAGCAACAACUUCACUGGAAACUUUCAAAAUCUUGAUUUUGGGACUUGUCCGAAUCUUACAGUGAUCAAUCUGUCAAGAAAUGAUCUCACCGGAAGCGGGUUUCCCGUAAGCUUGACAAACUGCCACCUUUUACAGCAUCUUGAUAUCAGCCACAAUGAGUUGCAUAUGAAUAUUCCGGGAUCCAUGUUGGGAGGUUUCAAAUACCUGAAAAGCCUUUCGUUAGCUUCGAAUCAGUUUUUCGGGCAGAUUCCACCAGAAGUUGGAAGUGCCUGCAGCACACUUGAAGAGCUUGAUCUUUCCGGCAACCAGUUAACUGGCGGGCUGCCUUCUUCAUACGCUUCGUGUUCUUCGCUCUUGAGCCUCAGUCUUGGCCACAAUUAUCUCUCAGGCGACUUUUUAACCGCGGUUGUGAGUUCUCUUUCAAGUUUGAAGUAUCUUUCUGCUUCAUUUAAUAAUAUCACUGGGAGUUUGCCGUUGACUUUGGUCAACUGUAGUCAACUUCAAGUCAUGGACUUGAGUUCUAAUGGAUUUACAGGGGAGAUACCUUCUGAAUGGUGUUCUUCAAAGUCACCAUUUUAUUCACUUCAGAAGUUACUUCUGGCCAACAACUAUUUAUCAGGGUCUGUGCCAAAUAAUCUUGGUGGUUGCAAAAGUUUGCAAACUAUUGAUCUUAGUUUCAAUAGUCUGACGGGUGCAAUUCCUGUUGAAAUAUGGAAUCUUCCACAGAUCUUAGAUGUGAUAAUGUGGGCUAACAAUCUCACUGGUGAAAUCCCAGAAGGAAUCUGUGUCAAAGGAGGGAAUCUUCAAACUUUGAUUCUUAACAACAACCUUAUUAGGGGGACAAUCCCGACAUCGAUCGCUAGCUGCACGAAUCUGAUGUGGGUUUCGCUUUCUAACAACAAACUCGAAGGAGAGAUCCCCUCCGGUGUCGGGAAUCUUGUCAAUCUUGCUAUUCUUCAACUGGGAAACAAUUCACUAACAGGUGGUGUUCCGGUUGGUCUUGGCAAGUGUAAGAGCCUCAUUUGGCUGGAUUUGAAUAGCAAUUUACUGGACGGGUAUCUCCCGGAAGAGCUUGCGGAUUCAGCCGGGCUUGUUACCCCUGGGCCCGUUUCGGGGAAACAGUUUGCUUUUGUGAGGAAUGAAGGGGGGACAGCUUGUAGAUUUGCCGGAGGACUUGUUGAAUUUGAGGGAAUAAGGAAAGAGAGGCUUGAAGGGUUCUUGAAUUAUCAUUUUUGUCCAUCGACCCGAAUAUAUUCGGGUUUGACAAUGUACAAUUAUGAAGCUAAUGGCAGCAUGAUCUACCUUGAUCUGUCUUUCAAUUCGUUAACUGGAAGUAUUCCUGAAAGCUACGGUUUGUUAAGCUACCUGCAAGUUUUGAAUCUGGGAUACAAUAAUCUUACCGGUGAUAUCCCGUUUAGUGUAGGCAAUUUGAAAACCGCUUUGCUCCUUGAUCUUUCACAUAACUCGCUAACGGGCUUUAUUCCGGGAUCAUUAGUGAGUCUCUCGUUUCUAAAUGACUUCGACGUGUCGAACAAUAAGCUCACAGGCCCGAUUCCUUCAGGAGGCCAACUCACUACUUUUCCAGCAUCAAAAUAUGAAAACAACCCGGGCCUUUGUGGGCUUCCGUUGGAUCCAUGCGGGUCAGGAAGCCGACGAGCCGGGCUCAAACAUAGAACAAAGAGGACAAGUUCAAUGGCUACUGGGGUCGUUGUUGGGAUACUGGUGUCUCUUCUAUGUAUAAUCAUCCUCACAUUCAUUCUUUUCAAAAUGAAGAGGCAUCAAAAGAAAGUGGAAGCUAGAGAUAAAUACAUCGAAAGCCUUUCGACUUCUGGAAACAGCAGCUGGAAACUAACUGGCGUUCCCGAGCCUUUAAGCAUUAACAUAUCCACCUUCGAGAAGCCAUUGCGAAAGCUGACUUUUGGCCACUUGCUGGAAGCAACAAACGGGUUCAGUGCUGACACGUUAAUUGGUUCAGGCGGGUUCGGUGAUGUUUACAAAGCGCAGUUGAAAGACGGGAGUGUAGUUGCAAUCAAGAAACUCAUACAUGUCACAAGUCAAGGAGAUAGAGAGUUCAUGGCUGAAAUGGAAACAAUUGGAAGAAUCAAACAUCGUAACCUCGUACCUUUGUUGGGUUACUGUAAAGUUGGAGAAGAAAGACUUCUUGUAUACGAGUACAUGAAAUGGGGAAGUUUAGAAGCGGUUUUACACGAUCGAGUCAAAGGAGGGGGAUGCGUUCCAUGGCUUGAUUGGUCAUCAAGAAAAAAGAUAGCCAUUGGGUCAGCAAGAGGGCUAGCAUUUCUUCACCAUAGUUGUAUACCUCACAUCAUUCACCGCGAUAUGAAGUCCAGUAAUGUACUUUUAGACCAAGAUUUUGAAGCCCGAGUCUCGGAUUUUGGCAUGGCUAGACUCGUUAAUGCACUCGAAACUCAUCUUAGUGUGAGUACCUUAGCCGGGACACCCGGUUAUGUCCCACCGGAGUACUAUCAGAGUUUCAGGUGUACAGCAAAAGGAGAUGUAUACAGUUAUGGAGUUGUGUUAUUAGAGCUUUUAUCUGGGAAAAAGCCGAUAGAUACUAAGGAGUUUGGGGAUGACAAUAAUCUUGUGGGAUGGGCUAAACAGUUGCACCGAGAAAGAAAAAUCCGUGAUAUUUUGGAUCCUGAACUGCUCUCAGAUAAGUCAUGUGAAUCUGAAUUGUUGCAUUGUUUAAAGAUAUCGUUUCAGUGUGUCGACAACAAGCCAUGGAAAAGACCAACGAUGAUUCAGGUAAUGGCCAUGUUUAAAGAGCUUCAUGAAGAUUCUGGAAGCGAUACUCUUGAUGGAAUGUCCAUGAAAAGUUCAGUGAUUGAUGAAUCUCAAGAAAAAGAACCUCUUGGUGAUCACAGCUGAGCCCAAUAUAUCAGAAUAUGAGAUCACAAUAGUCAAGACUAAGGGCUGUUUACUAACAUUUGGAAUUUGUGUUCCUAUUCUGAUGCUGCAUCUAUUUUCUGUCAAAUUUUUGGUAUUUGAUGAAAUGUUGCAAUUUGUUGUUUUUUUUUUUUUUUUUUUUUGUUUCUGUAGUUUUAAUGUGAAUAUCAUUUUCUGGGAUUUUUAAGAAUUCGAGGUGAUUAUUUAUGGGAUUUGGAUUAAAAACAAA